Messenger RNA from Moneuplotes crassus, 1193 nucleotides. NCBI's taxonomy places the organism in Eukaryota, Ciliophora, Spirotrichea, Euplotida, Euplotidae. The record is from the annotation of a GenBank genome assembly.
GUCUUAAAUGGUAUGAAUUGAAGAUAUUAAAUAGUAGUACAUAUGAUAGCAUGUAAAGCAGCUGUUUGUGAGGAGGCCGGUGAAGAUUUGGUAGUAAAAGAAGUCACGGUUGAUCCUCCUGAAGUAGGGGAGGUUAGGGUUAAGAUAUUCUAUACAGGAGUUUGUCAUACUGAUGAGUAUUUCAGGUCUGGGAUGGAUGACCUAAAGAUUUUUCCAACAAUCUAUGGCCAUGAAGGUGCGGGUAUUGUAGAGAGUAUAGGGGAAGGAGUCACUUCAGUCGAAAUUGGAGAUCAUGUCAUUCCUUCCUACUGCCCUCAAUGCAGAGAAUGUGAGCUUUGAAAAUCUCCUAAAACAAAUUUUUGAGAGAUAAAUUGGAUAUCCACAUGGACAGGAACAAUGCCAGAUGGGACAACUAGAUUCAAAGACAAAGAUGGAAAUAAAUUGUUUCAUUUCAUGAGCACCAGUACUUUCUGUCAAUACACAGUAGUCUCAGAAAUCCACAUAGUGAAGAUCACCGAGGAAGCUCCUCUUGACAAAGUAUGCCUGCUCGGCUGAGCAAUAACCACAGGCUAUGGGGCCGUCCUUAAUACUCUUAAGGUUGAAGAAGGAUCUUCAGUCGCAGUUGUCGGCCUUGGAGGCGUCGGCCUGGCCGCCAUCAUGGGAGCAGCCAAUGUCAAAGCGAGUCAAAUCAUCGCUGUUGAUAUUAAUCCGGAUAAGUUUGAAAAAGCUUUAGCCUUUGGAGCGACAGAUACUGUUAAUCCAUUAGAUUAUGAUGGAAAGGAGUUAAAGGAUAUCAUUUCGGAAAUGACCGAUGGAAUUGGAGUAGAUUAUUCGCUUGAAUGAGUUGGAGAGGCUAAACUUAUGAGGCAAGCUUUCCUUGCUACAAAACCCAAUGGAGGAUUUAGCUGUGCUAUUGGAGCAACACCAGGAGAACAAGAUCUUGAACUCGCCUCCGAUGAUAUCCAAGGAAGACAAAUAACCGGAACGUACUUUGGUGGCACCAAAAGCAGAGACCAACUACCUGGCCUAGUCGACGAGUACCUCUCAGGCCACAUAAAAAUAGAUGAGUUCAUUACCCACACCUUCACUCUUGAAGAGAUCAAUGAAGCUUUUAACGCCAUGAAGGAAGGAAAAUGCAUCAAAGCAGUUGUCAAAAUGGUCGAUGAUGAGUAGCUAAUAUCCAUUGCCCAAUU